UAUCACUGCCCAUAUAUAUUCAGCGGUCGCCAGGUCUUUCUCGCCGAGUCCUAUCUAAUUGGUGUUGGAGGUAUAAAAAUUUGCUAAUUCUUUCAAAGCUUUUUUUUUCUUCCGGUACUCUUCUUCUUGCUCCUUAACUAUGAGAUCUGUGGAUCUAUUGCUGUUGGCGCUAGCGAUCUGCGGGGUGAAUGCCCAAUACAAAGUCAGCGAGAAACACGUCAUCAAUACUGAAAAUGAAGCACCUCAGUUGCAAGAUAUAUGGGGUGAAGCCUGGCCCUUUCAAGGUAUCAAUACUUUUGCGCACUUGCCCUACAAGCAGUGUCUCGUAGAUAGGGAAUUGACAUACGACAUAGCGCUCAUUGGCGUGCCCUUUGAUACCGCCACGUCGUAUCGCCUGGGGGCCCGAUUUGGGCCUCGUGCAAUACGAGCUGCGUCACAAAGACAAACUUCAUUUAGAGGUUAUAACCCGCGUGCCGAUUUCAAUCCUUAUACAUCUUGGGCGAAAAUAUUAGAUUGUGGAGAUAUUCCCGUGACCCCGAUGGACAAUUAUUUGGCAUUCAAACAAAUGACCAUGGCAUUCGAGGAGUUAAUCCUUGAACAUUCAGCCAGUGCUGAAGACUCAAAAGCACCAAGAUAUGUGGCCCUCGGUGGAGAUCAUUCGGUGAUCUUGCCUCAUCUCCGGUCACUUCACAAGAUUUACGGCCCAAUCAACGUCAUUCAUUUCGACGCACAUUUGGACACGUGGAAACCUGACAAGUAUCCAUCGUUCUGGCUGACUCCUCAGAGCGAAAUUAACCACGGCUCUAUGUUGUGGAAAGCCUUCGAAGAAGGGCUCAUUUCCACAAACAAUCUUCAUGCGGGAAUCCGCACAAAAUUGUCAGGACCUGCGGAUCUCCAGGAUGAUGAUGCGCAACACUGGACGAGAAUUUCUGCCGAUGACAUAUGGAUCGAUGGGGUGCAGAGUGUUAUCGACCGCAUCCUAGCUACUGUUCCAGAAAACAGUCCCACGUAUAUCAGUGUAGAUAUCGAUGUGUUGGAUCCUGGCUUUGGCUCCGGCACGGGAACGCAGGAGCCGGGUGGAUGGCUUCCCCGUGAACUUCUCUACGUACUCAGAGGUAUUGAUCUGUUGUCAGUUGUGGGUGCUGAUAUUGUCGAAGUGAAUCCUGACUUUGAUCAUGCGGAAAUCACCUCUACGAAUGGUGCGCAGGUUGCUUAUGAGCUAAUUACAUCCAUGGUGAAAAAGGGGCCUCUCGCGUUCGAGCAGAAGGCAAACCUAGAAAGAACGGCCGUACAUCCGGUCGAUGGCUUGUCCCUGCUUGCCGAGGACCAUGGACUGAGUUUUGAACUCAAAGAAAAGGCUGAGAAAUUACAGCAGAGACUUGAAGACGUCGAGAAACUCAAGGUCGAAUUGGAGCGUGAAAUAGCACAGGUGAAGAAGUUGCGAAUGACUGUUCAAAGACAGCAAAAGUAGCAUCACUGUAUAUGACAGUAGAUAUAUAAUGAACAGAAAUGUCUUUUUUAA
Metschnikowia bicuspidata var. bicuspidata NRRL YB-4993 is the source of this 1522-nucleotide messenger RNA. RefSeq lists its product as uncharacterized. The record is from RefSeq and is a predicted model, not a curated record. Gene Ontology annotation, molecular function: agmatinase activity; protein binding; metal ion binding. NCBI's taxonomy places the organism in Eukaryota, Fungi, Ascomycota, Pichiomycetes, Serinales, Metschnikowiaceae. The transcript has a single exon. The coding region runs from base 140 to 1471 and encodes 443 amino acids.